AUGGAGCCAGCAACCAAGAAACGCAGGUUAGCUCCUAAAGUCGAGGCCCAGCCUCAGCCUGUCUUCGCCCAUGAGCCUGCACCACCAGCGCAACAUUAUCCGGUUCAGGAUGCGGUUUCAGCCCCGCCGGCUUCAGAGAGACAUGAGUUCGAGUCGUUUGCGAGACAUCUGCAAGAUGCUGCGAUGCUUAUAUACCGACAAACCCAAAGAUCGCCCUAUUCGAGUGUUUCAGUUUUAUUAUUACGAUGGGAAGAUGAUGAUCACGUCGAACAAGACCUCGUGGCUCUCGAGCAGGUCCUCCGCGAACGAUAUAAUUAUCGCACCGAUCGAUGGAGCAUACCCACCGUGCCCAAUCCGAGCAUCAAGUUAGGCGUUCGGACGGCGUCUUUUCUUGAAAAUGCAGCCUCGGAUCAUCUUCUUAUAGUAUAUUAUGCUGGCUGUGGUUAUGUUGAUAGCGAUGGCCAAGUCUUCUGGGCAAGCAACACGAAAGAAGAUGCAGCAAAGCUCAAGUGGAACGGUUUCCGCUGCUUAUUUGAUGAAGCACCAUCAGAUAUGCUUCUGCUGCUCGACACAUGUGCUACGAGGGAUGCGCCAAUCGCCUGCGCUGGGAGCAGCGUCAAGCAAGUCCUUGCCGCAAAUGGACCCGAAACCGGAAGCCGUGAGACCGGCGGCCGCUCUUUCACAGCUCAUCUCACCGAUGCUUUUACACGACUAGAUGUCGGACGACCCUUUACCGCUGAAAACCUAUAUCACGAGAUUGUCGCGCAGAGGCAUCAUGAAUUGGCACAGAGCUCUGGGCUGACGAAUGGCGCUACCAAAAGCAUGCCAUUUACGAACAAAUUACCUGUUCUUUAUACGUUAAGCACUGGAACUGGCCAGAGCUUGUCCUUGUCGCCUCUGCCCCCUGGCCCUGCGAAUGGGGCGAGCCCGUUGGCUGAGGGUGACGUACAGCAAACGAGAGCCGCAUGGCAGGACCAAAUCAUACAUCCUAAUGCUGUGGCUGAUCUGACAUUUGAGGAACCGCGAGUCUUGGUUUGCACGACGUUCGUUGGGGAGGCCAGUCCCGACAUGUCGUCAUUCAACCAAUGGCUUCACAAUACUCCAGCAAUGGCUUCCAAAAUCGCCGUGGAAGGCAUGUUCCUAGGCCCGCCUACGAUGCUGCUCAUAUCAAUGCCUAGUUCAGUCUGGGCCGUUGUACAGCAUGACAAGGUCUGCUGCUUCUUGGGCUACAUCAACUCGCAUAAUAUGACGCACCUCUACAGCCGCCUCGUCGGGUCCACGACUCGGCCCAAGGCGUCAGCCGUAGAUGUUGAGGAUGGGCGGAUACUUCUCGAAGUACGCCAGGCUGCUGCGACGACCCCCAUCAUUAAGCGACAUGAGUUGCCUCACCGAGAUCCCAACCAUGUCCCGAACCUCCCGGAAACGCCCGUCCGUUCAGAUGUUGUCGGCCGGGCUGAACCGGCCAGUUUGCCCCAGUCCUCGGUCUCGGUUGGUCUGCCGUUUGCCAACUUGACACCACGGACAGAUGCGGCCAAGCCGGACGACGUAGAAGAGUCAGCUGAGAUGCAAGAAGCAGCCGAGCAGCUCAAGGCGUUGAGUCACGUUCGGCAUAUGAGCGACGAAGUAGCUACCACUACAGCUACACGCGGUCAAUCACUCGUUGACAACCCGGAUGCCAAGCGUGAUGAUGCCUCGUCUCAUGAGGAAGACGAGUCCGGCGUAGAUGGCACUCAUAAUAACGCUGAGCUCAACACACCAUCUGCAAAGGCCAAACCGCGUCGCUCGCUUCAAAAAGCAACACCGAAACAAGAAACACGAUGCAACCUUUGCAGCCAUGCACCUUUCAAAGAUUCCUCGUCUCUACGCAAGCACAUCGCAGCAGCCCAUACCCGCCCGUUCCCGUGUGCAUUUGCAUUCGCCGGUUGCUCGAGUACCUUCGGCUCUAAAAACGAGUGGAAAAGACACAUCGCUUCACAGCAUUUGUGUUUGCAAUACUAUCGGUGUUCCUCCUGUUCUCAAAGCACCGUCGAGGGCAAGGGCAACGAGUUCAACCGGAAGGAUCUGUUUACACAACAUCUUCGACGUAUGCAUGCUCCAUUUGCAAUCAAAAAAGCCAUCGCCAAGGGAGACAGCAAAUUGCAAGUGGAAUGGGAAACUCACGUCAAGGAGAUGCAGACGUCCUGUUUGGUGACGCGGCGGCAACCACCGCAGCGCUCAGCAUGCCCCAAGCCUGAUUGCGCCAGUGUGUUUGAAGGACCGACAUCCUGGGACGAAUGGACUGAGCACGUCGGCAGGCACAUGGAGAAAGGGGAGGCCAAUAGGCUCGGGGUCGACCGCCUUCUCGCCAAGUGGGCGCUGGAUGAGGGCAUCAUCGAAAGGAAAGAAGAUGGCGAAUAUCGACUUUGCACCGGGACUGGAACAAGUGCGGAAAAAGACACAGGCGGCAACAACAGUGCGGGUAAUUAUUCGGAUGGGAAUGGCCGGGACCAACCGGACGAGGAAAGGACGAUUGUUGCCGCAAGCACAGUGAUUCCGGAUAAGAUGGAUGUGGACGGAUGA
Molecule: messenger RNA, 2559 nt
Organism: Pseudomassariella vexata
Lineage: Eukaryota; Fungi; Ascomycota; Sordariomycetes; Amphisphaeriales; Pseudomassariaceae
Exons: 3
Coding region: 1-2559 (852 amino acids)
Molecular function (GO): DNA-binding transcription factor activity
Source: RefSeq, a predicted model, not a curated record